Pomacea canaliculata is the source of this 1284-nucleotide messenger RNA. Its product is annotated as hydroxyacylglutathione hydrolase, mitochondrial-like. Lineage: Eukaryota; Metazoa; Mollusca; Gastropoda; Architaenioglossa; Ampullariidae. The record is from RefSeq and is a predicted model, not a curated record. The coding region runs from base 76 to 972 and encodes 298 amino acids. The transcript has 9 exons. Gene Ontology annotation, molecular function: hydroxyacylglutathione hydrolase activity.
UGUGGUUGUCAAUGUGUACCGGAAAUACGAAUACAGUGGCCUUGACCUCAAGUGUUAACGUACGCAAGGAGCUUUAUGGCUUUAGUGUUGCGACGAUUAUCCCGUCUGAGAGUUUUUGGUGCUGCUGUGAGAAGUGUUGGUCAGUAUCAGUCAUCACUGAUUAAAGAGGGUCAUAUGAGUGAGCUGCUGGCUAAUCGUCAAGACAUGAGAGUUAGGCUUAUUCCAGCUUUAGAGGACAACUACAUGUACCUUAUCAUUGAUGAGCAGACGCAAGAGUGUGCUGCUGUAGACCCUGUAGACCCAGAAAAGAUACUGCGAGCUAUAAAGGAGGAGGGUGUUGUCUUAAAGUCUGUGUUGACUACUCAUCAUCACUGGGACCAUGCAGGAGGGAAUGAAAAGUUGAUUGGUUUAGCAGGCAAAGUGCCAGUGUAUGGAGGCGAUGACAGGAUUGGUGCUCUGACCAAAAAGGUUUCAGAGGGAGACAGAUUUAAGAUUGGAUCACUGGAUGUGGAAUGUCUUUUCACUCCAUGUCAUACUUCGGGGCAUAUAUGCUAUUUGGUAAAAGAUUCUUCUGGGACACAACCUGCAGUGUUCACAGGUGACACACUUUUUGUAGCUGGCUGUGGAAAAUUUUUUGAAGGAACUGGAAAGCAGAUGUACAUGGCACUUGUUCAUAAACUUGCAGCAUUAAACAAAGACACUAAAGUAUACUGUGGCCAUGAGUACACAGUCAACAAUUUGAAGUUUGCGGCUUAUGUGGAACCCAAGAAUGAAGCUGUGAAGUCAAAGCUAGCUUGGGCACAGAAUCAACGGAGCAAGCAUGAACCCACAGUUCCCUCAACCAUUGGUGAAGAACUGGAAUACAAUCCUUUCAUGAGAAUUGGAGAGCAGGAUGUUCAGAAGCACACAGGGAAAUCUAACCCAGAAGAAGUUAUGGAUUACCUCAGAGAAGAAAAGAACAACUUUCGUUAGCAUGAUUUGUUUUCAGGAGUAAGGCAGGGGUGGGCUUAGAAUCAUUAUCUUCAAACCAGUGAUAGUACAUAUGAAUAUUUGAAAGCUUUGCCAUGCACCAAAAUGGAUUUUCUCUUGUGUUAUCUUAAGCAUGUUAUACUUCUGUUUAUACAGUGUUUUUAUUAUGUUGUUUCGUAUUAUUGUUGUAAAAUGUAAAUCAUUUGUAUGCCUAAUUUAAAUUUUCAGUUUUCAAAAUUGUUGUUAAUAAUUGGUUGCUAUGGAAAUUGUUUAACUUUUAAGUUCAGAAAAUUUAAAUAAAGGAUGUCAAAAAUU